AUGGAAAUGAACUGGUUUGCCAAAAGACUUAAUUUUACGCUUUCCUAUCGACCACUUAACCAUACGAUCAGCGCGAAAUACGGAAAUCCAACCAAUCAUGCAUUUCAUCUCAUACAAAAUAAGGAAGUGGAUGGAUUUGCAGUAGUUUUUAUUGCCACUCCAGAGAGGAAGAAAAUAAUGGACUUUACUUCCUUUUUCGGUUGGUCUGAUUCGUACGUUAUGGUAGUGCCCCGUCCUGAAGAAGAGUCUCGACUCUUCGCUUUCAUUUGGCCAUUUGAACCAGCGGUAUGGCUUCUAAUCGUAAUCACUAUGGUUAUCAUGGUGGUCGUGAUGAGUCUGUUCUCCGGAUCAUACGUUUGGCUAUUUGUAAACGAUUUCCUGAAUCCAAUUGCUCAGAACAGAAGGGAAGAGAGGACGGCAGCUUUUUGGCAAUGGCCUGGUAUCUACUCCAUGUAUGUCAUUAACAUUAUGACUAAUCAAGGAACUAGCAUUGCGGUUCGCCGCUUCUCCUUCCAAAUCCUUGUUGGGACUUGGCUUUUGGUUGCCAUGGUCUUAGUCAACAGUUAUUCAAGCACAGUUGUUUCCUACUUGACAGUACCCAAAAUGAAACCAUCAAUCCAGACUUUCGAAGAUCUGGCGGCCAGUCCAGCUGUUGGCCUCAUCCUGAAAGUAGACACAGAUAUCGGCCAAAAGAUACUUGAGGCUGAGUCAGGCGUUCUUAAAAUUUUGGGAGAUCAAGCUCGAAGAGAGCCGGAUCGGUUAUUUACUGACCCUGGGAAAAUCAACGCGCGCCUUAUAAAGGGACGCUACGCAUACCCAUAUUUGCAAGCCUUCGCUAAAUUCUUCGUUGGUGAUCGAUUCAGAAAAGACGGCAAGUGUCAUUUUCAAAUGACUAAGCCUCUGUCUCUGACCGGAUUUUGGUCUAUGGCUUUCCAGAAAGGCAGCAAGUUGACAUCCAUUUUUAACGAUGUUUUGGUAGAAAUAUGGGAAACUGGACUUCCUCGUCGUUGGUCGAACGAUGAGAAUCCACGAGCACCACAAUGUUUCGCCAAAGAAAAGCCACGGGCAAAUUUAACCGGCCAAGUUCCCAUUCGAUUAAUUGAUCUGAUGGGUGCUUUCUUGAUUUUGGGAGUUGGCAUUGGCCUGGCCACAAUUGUCUUUCUUGUGGAGAAAAUAAUUUUCUUCAAAAAUCGACGGAUGGCUAUGAAUAUUAAAUAGAAGUUUCAACUAUAAAUGUAGAAGGCCCGUUUACUGGCAUCGGUAAACGGUAAUUGCUGUUUCACAGAUAUGUUUCGGAAUAUGUUACUCUGGACUUAAUAAAUGCACAGCCCAUGCACUG
Molecule: messenger RNA, 1339 nt
Organism: Daphnia carinata
Lineage: Eukaryota; Metazoa; Arthropoda; Branchiopoda; Diplostraca; Daphniidae
Product: glutamate receptor 1-like
Exons: 8
Coding region: 1-1218 (405 amino acids)
Cellular component (GO): membrane
Molecular function (GO): ligand-gated monoatomic ion channel activity
Source: RefSeq, a predicted model, not a curated record